This is a messenger RNA of Chironomus riparius, 2029 nucleotides long. The record is from the annotation of a GenBank genome assembly. Lineage: Eukaryota; Metazoa; Arthropoda; Insecta; Diptera; Chironomidae.
UAUUAUUUGUUCGAAUUCAGAUGUUAUAGUGCUAAGUGAAUACUAAUUAUUUGAUAAAAUAAUUUUUUAAUUGAAAUAUCGUGAUUUGUUAAUUCAAAUAUAUUUGCGUCAAAUUGUGUAUUUAUCAGAAAAAAAAAAUCAUAUAAAAAUGGUCAACUUUAAUAAUAUUAUCGAAACUCAUAAGAAGGAGGACAUAAAGUGUCGUCAAAGAAAACUCUCCUGUAUAGAUAAAACUGAGGAUCAUAAUAAACUUGACAUGAUUGAUAAAUCUUCAAAUGUUUUAAAUAAAUCUGAGCAGUAUCACACAAAAGAUCAGCAUCAUACAGAAAAAAAUUUUAAUACAAAUGAUUUUAUCGGAGAGUUUUUGGGACCAAUUGGAAAAUGGCAGAUAAGAACAAUAUUUUUAAUAUAUUUGUGCAAAAUUCCUAGCAGCUGGUUUAUGUCGUGCAUAAUUUUUACGGCAGUUACACCUCAAGAAAAUGAAAUUUUUUGCAGACCACCAAGUAUAAAUAUGUCACAUUACAUAAAUGACUGGAUAAAAGUUGCACAUCCGAUAAAAGGAAAACGAACUGAUUCAGAACUAAUUAUUGAUAUUUGCAAUGUCUAUGAAGAUGCUAUGAAAAACGUGACCAUUAAAAAUGAAAAAUUUGAAAACAUAUCUAAAAAAAGAAGAUUGGUUCCGUGUGCAUUUUUUGAGCAUCGACCAGCCUACACAUCAAUAAUUACACAAUUUGAUCUUUAUUGUUCUAGAGAAGUUUUAGUUGCGGUAACACAAUUUUUUCAUUUAUUUGGAGUAUUAUGCGGUGGAAUAAUCACCACAAAUAUGAUGAAAUAUGUAGAACCUCGACAGUGCAUGCUGAUCGGAAUGAUCACGCAAAUAAUAUGUGGAAACUUAACAGGUUGGGUAAAUAUUUUUGAACUACAUAUGUUCUUUAGAUGCCUUUCUGCUAUUUGCUGUGGUUUAAUGUAUACAGCUGGAGGUUUAAUAUUUACUGAUAUAACUAGUGAAAAAUACAAAGUGAUAGCCAUCUGCAUGUUUGAACAAUUUUGGUCAAUUGGAAUAAUGCUCCUUCCUGCAAUAGCUAGCUAUUGGUCAAGCUGGAGUUAUCUUUAUAUGGCAAUAUCAUUUCCUACAGUUAUUUUAAUCUGUUUAUAUCCAUGGAUACCAAAUUCUCCAAGAUGGCUUCUUAAACAUGGGCGUAUUGAGGAAACUAAGCAGAUUCUUUUAGAAGCAGCAAGAGUUAAUGGAAAAACUGAUUUUUCUAUAAAUAACCUUGAAAAACAGCUUCAAAUUCAAGCUGCUGAAAGUUGUAAACCUAUUCAAGAACCAUCAUACUGGGAGAUGUGGAGAGGACAGAUUCGAAAUCUAAUUGCAGUUCAUCUUGCUUGGUCUAUGUAUAUUAUCAUUUAUUAUGGAUUUCUUCUAAACAUUAGAAAUUUCGGACGUGAAUAUUUGGAAGAAAACACUAUAAUAUGUGGUGUUUGCGAGAUAAUCGGGACAUUUAUUGGUUUAUGGUUGAUAAUGACUACACACCGAAAAUGGCUUUAUGCUGGAAUAUUCAACUUCAUAGCGUCCUUUAUUUCGCUAGGAGCACACUUCAUUCCCUCUGAUGUUUCCCUGUUUGAAAGAAUGGUAUUGCUGAUGACUACAUCAAUGGUUUCUAAGAUUGCUAUAAGUGCAACUUUAUCUAUCUUAAUGACUUGCACAACCGAAAUUGUGUCUCCUGAUAAACGGCGCUUAUGUGCAUACACUUCUACAAUAUGGACACGUAUUUGGCUUUUAAGUGCUCCAUUUGUUGGUGCUACAUCAAUUUUUGGCCAAAUUGUACCUCAAACUUUUCUAUCUCUCCUAAACAUAAUUGGUUCAAUUGCUACAAUUUUUAUUCAAACACCGCGGACCAUUGAAAAUAAUCCUCCGAAAGAAUUUUAUCCUAAAGAAAUUCCAAUACCAGAUAUUUGGUUAUCAAGUUAUAAACAGUUUGAAAAGUAAAACUUAACAAUUUGGUCAUGAAAUAAAUUUUAAAAACCA